Messenger RNA from Lolium rigidum, 2162 nucleotides. RefSeq lists its product as uncharacterized. The record is from RefSeq and is a predicted model, not a curated record. Lineage: Eukaryota; Viridiplantae; Streptophyta; Magnoliopsida; Poales; Poaceae. The coding region runs from base 16 to 1965 and encodes 649 amino acids. The transcript is spliced from 14 exons. Gene Ontology annotation, molecular function: hydrolase activity, hydrolyzing O-glycosyl compounds. Gene Ontology annotation, biological process: carbohydrate metabolic process.
CGGGCAAAAGUUGGGAUGGAACUGGGAGUGGGAGCUCCUCCGCCAUGGCGUCCCCAUGGAGAUCUCCUCCGCCUCGCGCUCCUCGUCUUCCUCUGCCUCCGGUCCACUUCUGAGGCGAAUGAACAGCUUGCUGAGGUACCACCAAGAGGAUGGAACUCCUUCGAUUCCUUCUCCUGGACGGUCGACGAAAAUGCGUACUUGCAGAACGCAAAGGUCUUGGCAGAAAAGCUACUCCCACAUGGAUAUCAGUAUGCGGUUAUCGACUACCUGUGGUACCGGAGAUAUGUUAGCGGGGCAGAUUCAAAUUCGUAUGGAUUUGACAACAUCGAUGCAUGGGGCAGACCAUUUCCUGACCUUCAGAGGUUUCCAUCAUCCAAGGGUGAUAAAGGAUUCACCCAGAUUGCCAGUAAGGUUCAUGAGAUGGGCUUGAAAUUCGGCAUCCAUUUGAUGAAAGGAAUAAGUACACAGGCUGUUAAUGCUAACACGCCGAUCUUGGACAUCGAAACGGGAAAACCGUAUGUAGAGAAUGGUCGGCAAUGGGCGGCUGGUGAUAUAGGCCUAAACCAGACAAAAUGUAAAUGGAUGGACAAGGGAUUUAUGAGUGUAAAUACCGACAUUGGAGCUGGGCGAGCCUUCUUAAGAUCUCUUUACCGACAGUAUGCAGAUUGGGGUGUUGAUUUUGUGAAGGUUGAUUGUAUCUUCGGUGAUGAUUAUAGCCCAAAAGAAAUAAUCACUAUUUCGGAGCUCCUGCAAGGGCUUGACCGCCCAAUAGUCCUGUCCAUCUCACCAGGAACUCAAGUCUCUCCAGCGUUAGCUCAAAACAUCAGCGAGCAUGUUAAUAUGUAUAGGAUAACAGGAGAUGAUUGGGACAGCUGGAAUGAUGUUAGUUCACAUUUUUCUGUGUCAAGUGCCUUCGCUGCUGCAAACAAGAUCGGGGCUGCCGGAUUACGUGGAAAAUCUUGGCCAGACUUGGACAUGCUUCCAUUUGGCUGGCUAACUGAUCCAGGUGUCAAUCAGGGCCCUCAUAGGCCAUGUAAACUUACAGUUGAUGAACAGAAAGCUCAGAUGACACUUUGGUCAAUGGCCAAGUCGCCUCUCAUGUAUGGAGGAGAUCUGAGACACCUUGAUAAUAAUACAUUAAGCAUAAUAACCAAUCCUACUUUACUGAAGAUAAACCAUUACAGCAAAAAUAAUAUGGAGUUCCAUUAUGUGUAUGGUUACGGUGAAUCAACUUCCAGUAGGGGAUAUUCUGGUCAUUUGAGUUCUAGGUAUCCUGUACACCUGACAAAGCAUGACGGCAUCGCUGUGGGUCUGACUUCCUGCAGCAGCGACCAAGCUAAGGGAUGGUUUGUAUUUUCACAAGAUGGGAAAUCAGAUCAUAUAUGCAGGAACUAUAGAACGGAGAAUGGAAAAGACAUCCCAUUUUGCUUGGGAAAAACAAAACCUCAGAUUGCAUCGGAUGAUUUUAUCAUGGACAAUGAAGACCACCAGGCAAAGUUCCAUUUAGCAGUUGCAGACAUUAAUGAUUCUUGUUUGGAUGCAUCUGCUAGUCGGCGGUGGACUGCCUCAGAGAUCAAGCUUCCCAUGUUCUCCAGGUGCAAGUGGCAUGAAAAGCAGUUGUGGGAGCUGAAUGACAAGGGCAACCUUGUGAGCAGCUAUUCAAGAUUAUGUGCCAAAGUUGAAUUCAGCAAGGAAGGAGUUGGUAUUACUGGAGCGCGUGCAUGGAUUGCAACUGGAAGUAAAGGAGAAAUCUACCUCGCGUUCUUCAACCUCGACGACUCGACGAGCAGGAAGAUAACUGCCAGAAUAUCAGACCUGCAGAAGGUUCUUGGGACAUCGUUCGUACGAACACACUCGUGCAGCUGCACUGAUGCCUGGAGCGGGAGGAACCUUGGUCUCCUGAAGGAGGAGAUUUCAGCAGUUAUAAAUCCGCAUGGUUCAGCAGUGUUUGAACUUAUGUGUUGAGGUUUGCAACAAAUUUCUCAAUCUGCAAAUAAACUUGGGAGCCUAGAGACGUCGAUGAUAUGAUGUUGAUCUCGUCAGCAUGAACCUUGAAUAAUAAUGGGCCGUCGGGUCGUGAAACACACCAAAAUCAAAGGGUUUGAUGUAGAGAGUAACUGCCUUGCUGAUUAUCUGAAUUAUGCUCAACGGUUCUCGGUUUU